Astyanax mexicanus (Mexican tetra) is the source of this 1116-nucleotide messenger RNA. Its product is annotated as beta-1,3-galactosyltransferase 9. The record is from RefSeq and is a predicted model, not a curated record. Bases 1 to 1116 code for a protein of 371 amino acids. Gene Ontology annotation, cellular component: membrane. The transcript has 2 exons. Gene Ontology annotation, molecular function: hexosyltransferase activity. Lineage: Eukaryota; Metazoa; Chordata; Actinopteri; Characiformes; Acestrorhamphidae.
AUGCGGGCCUGUGUGUUUAGGCUACAGACUCAUCAGUGGUGUUUCCUGCUAUGUAACGUGGUGCUGUUCCAUGCUCUGCUGUUUGGGGGCGAUGUUGUUGAGGAGUUCUUGCUGCAGUCGGCACCCGCUGCCUAUACUGACCGCUCUGUGCUGGAACUCCGGGAGCGAGCUCGUAAACUGGACCUGAGUGAGACCAGGCCCAAUGCUUCUCAGCUCUACCCCAUCAGCUCUUCUCCCUGCCUUCAUCCCCAGGACCUCCUCUUCCUCAAUGUCAUCCUCAGUGCUCCUGGCAAUGCCAGCCAGAGGGAGGCAGUGCGGAACUCGUGGGGCAAUCAGACAUCGGUGCAGGGCGUGGCGGUCCGGACACUGUUUUUCCUGGGCCCCUCUCCUUUAGAGGCGGAGCGUGAGGCUGCGAAGAAGGAGUCCAGUCACUAUGGCGACAUCGUACAGUGUGAGGGGCCGUCGUCCAGGGGCGGAUCGGAGAGGGGUCAGUGGGAGAGGGUGAAACUUGCCAUGCGCUGGGUCCUGCUCUUCUGCCCUCAGACCAGAUUCGUCGUCCUGGCGGAGGAUUCCGUGUUUUUAAACAUUCCCGCUCUUGGGAAUUAUUUGCUCGGCCUCCGCACCCAUCCGGAUGACCUUUACCUGGGCAGGGUCAUCCACCGGGCCGCACCAGAGAGAGACGCCAGCAAACCCUACUACCUUCCCUUCCACCUGUACCCUGAGAGGCUACUCCCAGAUUACUGCUCAGGCCCCGCCUUCCUCAUGUCACAGGAUGUGGUCAGGAAAGUCUACGUAGCAUCCGAUGACAUCACUCUGCCUCUCCCAUCGGACAUCCUGAUUGGCCUGUGCGCAAGACGAGCGGGUGUGGUGGCCACUCACAGUGCUCGCUUUUCUGGAGAGCGCCACAUCCGCUACAACCCCUGCUGCUACAACUUCCUGUUCAGCUCGGCCUGGAUGAGUGCAGAGCAGCUGGGCGUGGCCUGGCGUGAUCUGGGGGAGGGGAGUGGGCGGAGUUGCGGCAUGUUAGAGACUUAUUACAGUUUGGUGGCCUGCAAAGCUAUGACCUACCUGGAGAAGCUCAACUUUCUGAGCAGCAACAGCAACACUCAGGGCUGA